CGCUGUGGCUAAUUAGUGUCCGAAACAGUCGCUUCCUCGCACCAUUAAAACAUGUCCGCCAACAACAUGCGUCUCCUCUGCCUGCUCCUGGCCUGCUACAUCUCCGCCAUUGUGGCCCACAGGCCCAGCUACCGCUCCUCCGGCUCCGAUCGCUACGUGGAUGUGGUCCGCGCAUCCGAAACGGCCGAAGCCCAGGCCGCUGCCCUAACCAAUGCCGCUGGUGCUGCCGCCUCUGCCGCGAAAUUGGACGGUGCCGAUUGGUAUGCCCUCAACCGUUAUGGCUGGGAGCAGGGCAGGCCUCUGCUGGCCAAGCCUUAUGGUCCCCUGGACAAUCUCUAUGCCGCUGCCCUGCCACCACGCUCCUUCGUGGCUGAAAUCGAUCCAGUUUUCAAGAAGAGCCCCUAUGGUGGAGCUUAUGGCGGUAAGAGCGUGACGCUCAACACUGGCGCCAAGGUGGCUGUCGCAGCACUGAACUGAAGAUCAUAUUCCAUGCAAAUAGAUCGAAAGUGUUAAUAAAUAGUGAUAGCAUAAAA
This is a messenger RNA of Drosophila guanche, 533 nucleotides long. RefSeq names its product chorion protein S16 (gene Cp16). Gene Ontology annotation, cellular component: egg chorion. Bases 52 to 477 code for a protein of 141 amino acids. Gene Ontology annotation, biological process: multicellular organism development. NCBI's taxonomy places the organism in Eukaryota, Metazoa, Arthropoda, Insecta, Diptera, Drosophilidae. The record is from RefSeq and is a predicted model, not a curated record. The transcript has 2 exons.